Molecule: messenger RNA, 1565 nt
Organism: Eublepharis macularius
Lineage: Eukaryota; Metazoa; Chordata; Lepidosauria; Squamata; Eublepharidae
Gene: CHRDL1
Product: chordin like 1
Exons: 11
Coding region: 31-1401 (456 amino acids)
Molecular function (GO): protein binding
Source: RefSeq, a predicted model, not a curated record
GACUGCUUUGUUUUGUUUUUGCUGGCAAAGAUGAGAAAAAAGUGGAGCUUGGAACACUUCAGACUUCUUUUUGCCUGUGUCCUCUGCCUCCUUUUUAUGGAAGGAAGUAAAACAGAACAAGGCAAAUAUUCUGAGACUUACUGCGUGUUUCAAGAUAAGAAGUACCGCGUAGGAGAAAGGUGGCACCCAUACCUGGAACCGUAUGGAAUCGUUUACUGUGUUAACUGUCUCUGCUCAGAGAAUGGAAAUGUGCUGUGUAACAGAAUACGAUGCCCAAACCUCCACUGCCCUACCCCAAUCCACGUGCCUCAACUCUGCUGCCCACGGUGCCCAGAUGAUUCCCUUUUUACCAUGGGCAGUAAGGUCACUGGGAAGUCGUGUGAAUACAAUGGCACAACCUACCACCAUGGAGAAAUGUUUGUGGCAGAGGAACUCUUUCAGAACAGACAAGCCAACCAAUGUGCCCAGUGCAGCUGCUCUGAAGGAAAUGUCUAUUGCGGCCUAAAGACAUGUCCCAAGUUAACUUGCUCUUCUCCAACAUCUGUGCCUGAUUCAUGCUGCCCAGUUUGCAGAGGAGAUGGGGAAUUAUCAUGGGACAACUCUGAUGGUGACAUCUUCCGGCAACCAGCAAACAGAGAAGCCAGACAUUCCCCUCCUCGCUCCCAUUAUGAGCUGCCACCCAGCAGUGCCAGGCAAGCCACCCACAUUCCACGAUUCAGCAGCGGCCGAAGUAACAGAGGAGCCCUACCAGAUCUGCAGCAGGCGUCUGGGACCAUUGUACAGAUAGUCCUCAACAACAAACAUAAGCAUGGACGAGUGUGUGUUUCCAAUGGAAAAACCUACUCGCAUGGGGAAUCCUGGCAUCCCAACCUCCGGUCCUAUGGGAUUGUGGAAUGUGUGUUGUGCACGUGCAACAUAACCAAGCAAGAGUGUAAAAAAAUCAAUUGCCCCGAUCAAUAUCCCUGCAGGCAGCCGAAGAAGAUUGAAGGGAAGUGCUGCAGAGUCUGCAUAGAAGAAACUGAAAAUCAGAACCUUGACAAUAAAGAUUACUUCUGCGGUGAAGAGACUCUUCCUGUGUACGAAGCCCUUUUCACAAAGGGGGAAGAAACCAUCCGAAAGAUAGCAGUGAAGACAGAGAAGCCACCACAGGUAGAAGUCCACCUGUGGACCAUUAGGAAAGGGGUCCUAAGCCAUUUUGACACAGAGAAACUAUCCAAGACGGAAUUUGAUGAACUUUCUCACUUCAAGCAGAUCACAAGGACCACUCUGAGCCAGUGGAAAAUAUUCAGCGAGGGAGAAGCUCAAAUCAGCCAGAUGUGCAGAAGCAGAGUGUGCAGGACCGAACUGGAGGAUUUGGUCAAAGUUUUGUAUCUCGAGAAGUCUGAGAAGGACCACUGUUAAGAGAGCAUCAGAGCAGGAGCCCCAAGGAAACUGUCAAAGGCAUCGAUCUGUUGCUGGACUGCAGGCACGGUUCACUUCUGCUAGCAGUGCCUUGGAGGCCAAUAUCAUCAAGCCCGUCAAUAUUCAUCUCAUGCCCAGUGUAACUUGCUGCUUUAUGCAAUAGA